AUGAAGGCUGUCGGUUCACACGCCUUGGUGAGCAUACUACAGGAGUUCAUACAACUUAUGGUACUCUUCACUGUGAACAUGGUCCCCACUAGCGCUUGCUUUUUCAUCCUUCUGGCAUCUCACUCGAUGCUUCUUCGCCAAAAUGGCGCUGAGGCAGGGUCAAGCAAUGAGGCAGACGACACCUCGCUGUUGGAGCAGACGAAAUUGAAAAUUUUCGCCCUCGAAGCCAGAAUAAAGGCAGAUUGCGUCAACUGGCCUGAGCUUCUUGGCAAUCUACCGCCAACAUCGGCAAUUGUUGGGAAAAGGAACACAAAUGUCGAUUUGACACAACAGGUGAUCAACAUCCAGGAUGCUCAACAACUGUAUGGCGACAUGACCGCUUUGUACAGGAAUUGUUCUCGAGGGCCAAAGCCAAAGAAUUGCCCUUCAGAGCCAUGUUAUAACGGCGGAAGUUGUAUUGACGACGCUUUAGGAAGUGUGACUUGUGUCUGUACAUCUGGGUUUACUGGGAAAAAAUGUCAAACGGCAUUGACACCGGUCAGAAAUUGCCCGUCUGAGCCGUGCUAUAAUGGUGGUACUUGUAUUGACGACGCCUUUGGAAGUGUGACUUGUGUCUGUAGGCCUGGCUAUACUGGGAAGAAAUGUCAAACUUCAAGUUAA
Molecule: messenger RNA, 660 nt
Organism: Lingula anatina
Lineage: Eukaryota; Metazoa; Brachiopoda; Lingulata; Lingulida; Lingulidae
Biological process (GO): Notch signaling pathway; establishment or maintenance of epithelial cell apical/basal polarity; heterophilic cell-cell adhesion
Cellular component (GO): protein-containing complex; plasma membrane
Molecular function (GO): Notch binding; calcium ion binding
Source: RefSeq, a predicted model, not a curated record